Molecule: messenger RNA, 2089 nt
Organism: Tricharina praecox
Lineage: Eukaryota; Fungi; Ascomycota; Pezizomycetes; Pezizales; Pyronemataceae
Exons: 5
Coding region: 217-1932 (571 amino acids)
Source: RefSeq, a predicted model, not a curated record
GUUGACGACGCAAAGCCAGAGCCCGCCAACACAACCAUCCAACCAGCAACUCCCACCACCUCCAUCCUCCCAAAACUCUCCCCUCCCCUCCCUCAAUUCAUUUCAUUCCCCUCCAUCUUCAUCUCCCCUCUCUCGCUCCUCUUCACCCACGACAUUCGACCCCACUCCUAUCCAAACCAAUUCACUUCUUAAUCCAUUUUGUCUAAAACCGCUCACAUGUCCACUACACCAAACCCCGCCCCGCCGGCCUCCGACAAGGCUGCCAGCAAGCGACGACGAGGCCAGAAGAAAUCCGUCGACGAAGCUACCAAGCCCGCUCCCCUGACCUCCGUCGAGGGUGAGAAUGCUUCCUCCACUGCCGAUCCGACAUCUCCAAUUGAAGCCACCAACACCGAUACCCCUCCUGCUGGAACUUCAGAGUCCGGAGCGGCCGCGAAGGGCGAGAAGCCCGAGAAAGAGUCACUCAAGGAUGUUGCUAGGAGACUCAAGCGACAGGCGAAGAAGCUGGACAACAUCAAACGCUCCGAGGACAAGAUCAAGGACUUGCCUGAGGACGAACAGGCGACCACGAGAUUGAUCAACGCCGACGAACGAAAGAAGCUCCAGGACAAGCCCGUCACCUUGGCCUUGCACAAGGAGCUCCUGGAGGUUUACGAUAAGCUGAAGUCACUGGCCGACGCUGAGGACAAACAGAUCGAGGACCGCUUGGUACAGCAGAAACGCUUCUACGAAGCCAGGAUUACGAGGGCCAUCAAGCAAGCAAAGAAGGAAGGUCUCAAGCAGGGAACCGAAGAGGGCAACCACAAGGUCGACACUUUGCUCAAGUUCUUGAGAUUAGCCGGCUACAGGAGGUCGUUCAAGAGUGGAAAUGUCGAGGAGGAUGAGGCCAUCGAGCAUGUCUUGGUGCUCGUGUAUUCCGGUGAAGGCAUGAAUACCUGCCUCAAGUUGGCCGAAGCGUCUACCGAUUUUGUUGGGGAGGACAACCACUUCUCCUUUGCCCGCAUCAAGGAACUCGCCAUGAGUCUCCAGAUUGACGAAGAAGAAGAGGUCGAAGAACAGCCAGCCGCCGCUGCCACGGAUGUCAUCGAGCCGACCACCACCCAAGUUGAUGCCUCUUCUGGCGACAACCCCACCCCAAAAGAGGACGCUGGCGCCACCAUUCUGCUUCCGACGAGCGCCGACGGCGCUGAGCUAGAAGCUGCCCCUUCUGCUCCGGAGGCCACAACUACCGGGGACGAAGCGGCUAAUGCUGCCGGUCUUGCUACCUCUUCAGAGCCGCACUCAUCUCAGGAGAUCCAGAGCGGCUGGGUUGAUCUUGCUGCCCCCGUGGAGGCUUCUUCUCUAUCUUGGGCCGAUGAUGGAAAGGUCUCCGACGAGGCUGCCGAUACCGCGCAACCGACUACCACACCGGCGGCACCUUCCGGCGAGCCAAAGGAGAAUACCGAAUUCCAAGACGUUGAACGCAAGCAGCGUGGAAGGGGCGGUCGUGGUGGAUACCGUGGCAGGGGAGAAGGAUACCGUGGAAGGGGCGAAGGAUACCGUGGAAGAGGCGAUGGUUUCCGUGGUGGUUUCCGUGGAAGGGGUGGUUUCCGUGGCGACAGAGGUGGUGACCAUGGCGAACAUGGUGACCGUGGCGACCGCCCUGAGCGUGGUAACCGUCCUGAGCGUGGUGACCGCCCCGAGCGUGGUGACCGCCCCGAGCGUGGUGACCGCCUCGAGCGUGGUGACCGCCCUGAGCGUGGUGACCGUCCCGACCGUGGUGACCGUGGCGAGCGUGGUGAAUUCCGCGGUGGACGUGGCGACCGCGGCGGACGUGGGGGCUACAGAGGACGUCGUGCGAACUUCAACAGGGAGGACGCCGCCCCAGCUGCCGCCCCAACUGCUGCGCCAGCUGCCACCCCAGCCGCUCCAUCCCAGCCCAUCUCCACCUAAACUAACUGUAUGUUCUUCUCCUUUGUGUUUCGUUCUGUAGUGUCUGGUUCGGUACGCUUUGGAGUUUACGGUACGGUUUGAACGGGAACGCUGUAUGGUUUGAGGGGGACAGAGAGCAUUAGGCUUGUAAAAAACGAGAGGAUUAGAUCUCGUUUUU